Molecule: messenger RNA, 3826 nt
Organism: Xyrichtys novacula (pearly razorfish)
Lineage: Eukaryota; Metazoa; Chordata; Actinopteri; Labriformes; Labridae
Source: the annotation of a GenBank genome assembly
UUUACAGCCUCGUUCUGAGUUUAUGACCUUCAGACCCGCAGACAGAAGGUCCAGCAGGUCCAGCAGGUCCUCGGGUCGGUCUGUUUUCUCAGGUGCACUGAAGCGGGUUUGAAGGUAAAUAUUCUGUUUUCCAUCCUGAAAAGGUUUUCGGUUGUUUGCUCGGAGGUAAAGAGGCGGAAAAGUGAGGAGGAUCUGAACUGGUUUCCAUGUCAAACACUUCAAUUCACCAUAGAAACUCAGAUCUUAACGCGGAAACUUUAUUAAACUGUGAUGGCGGAUUGAUAAGGCCGAAUUUCGAUCGGCCUCUUUUUAUUGUGGGCAGCAGCCGAGCUGACAGAGGUAAAUUGCUCUUUUAAUUAAAGCAAUGCAGCAGGGGAAAUUGCUGUCUGAAUAUUGUCUCAGAGAUGGGGGCCACUGACAGUUGCCUGGAAACUUCAAUCUGUCCUCCCGCAUUUAUUCCAGAUCCCAGUUAUGAGAUAAAGUUUAAUAAAAAUCUUCCACCAACGAAAUGAAAUCCAAGUCUUUGUGAACGAGUGAACAGAAUGAGACAGGACAGCGGAGGAGGACAGCUCAUGUUCAACAUGUACCUCUCAGGUUAGACCCACAGAAAAACACACACUCUUCUUUAACUCCUUUAUUCUGUGGAUUAUUAGAGAAGAAGGUGUGGAGCUGUGGGGGGUCCUGAGGCGGGGGGGCUCCGGCUUUGUUCGGCUUCAAUCUCAGCCCGUCUCUGCUCUUUUGUCGGAAAUCGGAAAUCCUUUUUCCUGGACGCGUUUCCUGGUUUUUCCGGAGAGGAGAGCGCAGAGAAGACCCCUUUGUGCUCCUGACUGAGACCGGACCAGGACCAGAACACGAUCACGAUCCAGAACCAGAAUUUUAGCCUCAGAUUUUUAUUUUUUUUCAACAUUUAACGAAGCUUUUAAAAAAAGAGCGUUUUUACAAAGAGCGUUUUUACAGCUGCUGAUGGACCUUCUCUGAAAACCAAAACAGGAACUUUUCUGUAUUUCUGUUUAAUUUCUGCUCUUCUGAAAUAAAUCACUUCAGUCUGAGUUUGUUAGUCAGAGGAUAAAACAUUUAAAAAAAGAGGAAAACAGAAUCAGAGGAGCUCUGAUAUAAAUUUGUGACAUGUCUCUAAUAAUGUGCUGUAGACUGUGGGGCUGUUUUAUACAGAAGUACAUUAUAAAUGUUGUUUACAGUGUUUUUCUGCGUGUUUUCAGACCCCACGGAGAACCUGUUGAAGGACAGUAAAGGAGCCUCGUGGACUCCGAUCAACACAGGAGUCCAGAAAGGUAAGAGACCGGAACCACCAGAAUCCUGCAGCACAAAUCUAUUUAAUAUUUAAAUGAAUUAAUAAAUGAGGUCGAUAUUAAAUCUAAACAUCAUAUUUAUCCAGAGAAAUUUCUUUAUUAAGACAUUUAUAUUAUUUUUACAGUCAUCGAAGCCUCUAAUAAUAUUUACUGGAUUUUAAUAACAAAUUAAUUUAAGAUCAAUUCUUCAGAAAUUAUUUUCAUAUCGAUGAUCUGAAUGUCUGAGAGCUUCAAUAAAGAUUAUUACAGUUUUUAUCAGUAUCUCUGACAAAGGUUUGAUUUAUCAGAAACACACAAACACACACACACAUAUAUAUAUAUCCUUUAUUCUCAUUACUAUCUAAAUUGUAGAUUCUCACUGAAGGAUCAAAAUUAUAAAUGAACACAUGAGGAAUCAUGAAGAAAAUCACGAGGUUAUUUAGAAGAAACUAGAAUAUAAAACAUGUUUUCAGUUAUUUCACACUUUCAUAUAUAUAUAUAUAUAUAUAUAUAUAUAUAUAUAUAUAUAUAUAUAUAUAUAUAUAUGGGUGUGUGAUAAUUAAAAAUGUAACAGAGAUGUCAAAUAUCAACAGAUCUAAAUAAAAACAGGCUCAUAAAAAAUCGACAAAUGUCAGAAUGGCCUGUAGAUGAUCAAUAAUUCGGAUAUUUUAAUGAUUAAUUCCCUUCAUAUAAAUCUAAAUAGAGACCGAAUCCGUGAAUCCGUGAAUCUCCUCCGUGACUGAAUGAUUUUCUGUGUUUUAUAUGAAAUUUAAGGAAAAUUUUUCUUUAGUGUAAAAUUGAAAUAUUGAAUGAAAAUGAUUUGAUGUUUGUUAAUAUUUGAUCUGAUGGUUAACACACACACACACACACACACACACACACACACACACACACACACACACACACACACACACACACCCUUGUUGCUCCUCUGCAGGCAGCGGUCAGAUCCAGCUGUGGCAGUUCCUCCUGGAGCUCCUCUCCGACAGCUCCAACAUGUCCUGUAUCGCCUGGGAAGGAACCAACGGGGAGUUCAAGCUCAUCGACCCGGACGAGGUGGCCCGGCGCUGGGGGGAACGGAAGAGCAAACCCAACAUGAACUACGACAAGCUGAGCCGGGCUCUGCGGUACUACUACGACAAGAACAUCAUGACCAAAGUCCACGGGAAGCGCUACGCCUACAAGUUCGACUUCCACGGCCUGGCGCAGGUGUGUCAGCCCACCACCACGGAGCAGGCCCUCUACAAGUUCCAGGGGAACUUCUCCCCGAUCCCUUUCUCCGGGAUCUCCAAACUGAACCUGGUCACUCCCGGGGUGGGCCCGUCCGGAUUCUCCUACUGGCCCGGUUCUCCUCCGGCGGCCCUGUAUCACAGUCACAACCUGCAGCCUUCGGGACCGUUCGGUACCGUGUCCCCGUCCCACAUCAGCUGUGUCAACAACAUCAACAGUCUGAGCAACAUCAACGGACACUACAACUGACGGUAACCGACAUUAAACUGACUGAGAACGUCUGUGAGAGGAACCGGAGAAACUGGAGAGACAUGAAGAGACACGAAGACAUGAAGAGACAUGAAGAGACCCCACAGACCCCACAGACCCACAGACCCGGACCCGGAGCAGAGAGCAGACUGAGAUCAGAGUUAGUGAGUAAAAUUAAAACCUUCAUUUUCUCUGAAGAUUUUACAAAAUCUAGAUUUUGACAAAGAGAGGAUUUUUUUUCUUUCUGCAGGUUUAAAAAAAGGUUUUUAUUCAUUAUUAUUAAUUAUUGAUUUAUGAUCAGUCUGUUAUUUAUUUAUUAUCAGUUUUUAAAGAUUUCAACAUUUUAGACAAACGCGCUGAAAAAUGACCGGAGAGGACCACAGAGUAAUUAAUCAAUAACUCAUCAAUAACUCAUCAGUAAUCUGAUCAAUAAUCUGAUCAAUAAUUUGAUCAUUGUCAGAUCUCUGUGUUUGUAGGUGAGGGGGGGUAAACAAACACAUUAAUAACCGUGAUCUUCAUCAUCUCCUCCUCUUCCUCCUCUGCAGGGAUUUUUUUUUUUAAUUAGAGAAAAUAAAAAUUUUGAGUUUUUUUUUUUUUUUUUAAGGUUCAUAAAAGUUUAGAGUUUAUUUUUUAAUAACAGAUCAGUGAUCAGUGACAGCAGACCUAAAUGGACCAAUGGCGCCACCUCGUGGUUUUGGAGAGUCCUGAAUCCAGUUCGUCUCGUUUGUUUGUGUUAAAUCUGUUGUUGUGGUUUUUAUUGUUCCUCGAUGUGCCGUUUCCGUGGCUGUUUGAUAGAAAAUGUCUGUAAUUUAAUCAAACUUUACUCUCCUGCAAUAAAAUGAGAACCUGGUCCCUCUGAACUGGUUUCCCUCUGAACUGGUUUCCCUCUGAACUGGUUUCCCUCAGACGGACCAGGUUUUAAUUUGUGUGAGAAUUAGGAUGUGAAGUAGAAAGAGUGAGGCUGGAACAACUGUGUGUGUGUGUUUGUUUGUUUGUCUGGAUGGGAAGGAUUAAAUUCCUUCAUUUGAUUCAAACUUCAAUAAAGAAAUAAUUUGAUUGAA